Molecule: messenger RNA, 1530 nt
Organism: Prorocentrum cordatum
Lineage: Eukaryota; Dinophyceae; Prorocentrales; Prorocentraceae
Source: the annotation of a GenBank genome assembly
AUGACGCUCGAGGUCCGUGCGACGCAUGAGACCAUCGGCGUGGAACUCGGGCAGCGCACCAAGGGCUUCGUCGAGGGCCUCGGCUUCGCCAUCGACGCGAUUGUCUUGGACGUUAAGGCCGAUGGCGGCAAGGGCUGCGGCACAGGGCGCAGUGGCGCCAUCCACGCCUCCCAGAAGGUAUCCGUCUCCAGGAGGAUCGUGGACGACGGCUGGAGCUUCUGCGACGAGGUGAUCGAGGAGGCCCCGCAGGGCUGGUGGGGCACGGCGCUGCCGCCAGCGGACUGGCGAGGGGGCGAAGCCGCCUGCCUCGCCGCCGACCGCGGAGUUGCAGAUGCGCAGCCAGCAGGAGGGGGAACUCAACGCGGAGAUCCUCCCCCGGGGCACGCGCAGGCGCCGACGAAGGAGAAGGACCCGUCCGGUUUCGAGGAGGCGGUGGAGGCCAUCGCAGCGAAGAAGGACAAGAACAAGGACAAGGCGCGGGAGAAGCGCAGACGCAAAAGGGCUCGGGAGUCUUCGAGUUUAAGAGCGAGCUCGCGCUCCCGCGCCAAGAAGAAGGGACAUACAUCCAAGAAGGACAAGAAGUCCAAGAACGAGAGCAAGGGCAAGCACACUCGCAGGUCGCCGUCGACGUCGCUGGUGGACCGUUCCCAGGCGGCCAAGAGAGGCGUGCCCAUUGCCCGAGUCUCGAAGUGGAGGUGCGGGAUGUUCAGAUUUGUGAAUUUCGGUAUCAGGGCGAUGUGCUGGGAGUGCAGCUCUCCUCCCCCGCCCGAGGUCAAGAGGCUCCAGGAGGCCAUGGGUCAGGACACUUGCGCGCUGACGGCUGCUGAAGUCACCCAGUUCUGCCUCAUUGUAAUGGACGAGGCGAUCGCUGGCUGGAGGCGUGUUGCCAUGGGUUUAGGCGACAUCGCCGACGCGGAGGUCGAGGGCGCUGGCGACGAGGCCGACGCGCCCAGCAUUCGGAGCGACUUCUAUGACAAGUACCACGGCGCAAAGCGUUGCGACGGUUUGGCGAUUUUUGAGAGUGAGUUCUGGGGUCUCGACACCUUGCAGAAGGGUGGAGGCUUACAGGAUGAGGAGGGGUUCGAGGUCACGCACGCGGUGGAGGUCAGCAGCAGUUUCGGGGGGCUGCGCGACGGCGAUGUCUUGAAGAAAAGCCAAGGCUGCGACGUCGAGGAGUGCAACAGCAAGAAGAUCAUUGAGAUGUCGGAGGUGGCGGAGAGCAUCGUCAGCCUCUCCGCGGUGACGUCCGACGAGCGCGGCGCCGACGAUGACCGUGAGGGGGCCCGUAUCGCGCAGGGUCGGGCGGAGGCGUUCGUCCGCGUCGCGACCCAGUUUCGUCCUGGAGGAGUGCGUCUUCCGCUCUCGGCUGGCAAGUCCAAGGGCACGGGCGGCGCCGGCGCUAGGGGCUUCAAGGUGCUAGGCAAGUUCUACCAGUCGGAGGGUGACAUUCCCACCGAGGCUCUCCUGCAGCUCGCGGAGGUGAGGUUCGGGGCCCCCAUUGCCUCCAAGUUGCGCGAGGCCUUCGGCUAG